AUGUCACCAUCUCUGGGAUAUGCACAUCUUUCCUUCCUCAUGUGCGGCAGUAUCGCUGCCGCAGGCGCACCGCACCUUUCCCCUGACCAGGCAACACCAAUGCUCGUCGGCGGCCUCACGGCUCAGGGUCUCGGCUUCCUCAUCUCCCUCUUCAUGAACGCGAACUACCAUCGGCGUAUGAUACAGUGGGGCUUCCCGAGCCCCAAGACGAGACCAUCUAUGUUUAUCGCCGUCGGCCCACCGGCAUUUACGGCCCUCAGUGUGCUAGGCAUGGCCGACGCCUUUCCAGAAUCGUAUAUCAACUACUUCGGUACCGGGCCUUUCAACUCGGUAGAAGGCCAACGCAAUCACGAACCAGGUCAUGCAGGCCCUGGCGUAUGCACGGCCGUCUUUGUGUGGUCCUGUCGUCUGGUUCAUGUGCAUCGCAGUGUGGGCAUGUGCUCUCUUGGCAUGAAUCGACGUUCGGACUGGGUUGGUUCUCGUUCGUUUUCCCGAUCACCGGGUUUGUCAUUGCGACGUUGA
Molecule: messenger RNA, 522 nt
Organism: Verticillium alfalfae VaMs.102
Lineage: Eukaryota; Fungi; Ascomycota; Sordariomycetes; Glomerellales; Plectosphaerellaceae
Product: malic acid transport protein
Exons: 1
Coding region: 1-522 (173 amino acids)
Biological process (GO): malate transmembrane transport
Cellular component (GO): membrane
Molecular function (GO): malate transmembrane transporter activity
Source: RefSeq, a predicted model, not a curated record